AAUAAUGCCAGAGUCGUGCAGGAAAAGGUAUUUUACUAAGCGUUUGGAACAAAUAUCCAGCAUAGGCUGCUCACAGAUGAAAGCAUGGUGUCUCAGAAGAAUACCUAUUUUGGAGUGGGCUCCCAAGUACAACCUGCGACAAAACCUGAUUCCUGACUGUAUCUCCGGAACGAUGCUGACAGUUCACCAGGUGGCACACGGUUUGGCAUUUGCUGUGAUGUCAUCGGUUCACCCAAUGUUUGGAUUAUACGGGUCUGUAUUCCCGCCAUUGAUCUAUGCCAUAUUUGGUAUGGGCAGACAUGUUUCCACAGGUACUUUUGCUAUCACAUCCCUGAUCUCUGCUUCAGCGGUUGAGAGACUUGUUCUUUCGAACAAUGGCACUGCCACUAAUGGCUCAUUGGGAGAUGUGGCUAUGUCUGAUUUUGAAAUGCAAAGAAUAGGAGUUGCGGCAGCUGUGACCUUUCUAGGUGGAGUCAUACAAAUGUCAAUGUCUUUGCUGCAGUUGGGGGGUUCCACUUUUCUUCUUUCAGAGCCUGUAGUCAGUGCAAUGACAACAGGAGCAGCAACUCACGUGGUGACGUCACAAGUCAAGUUCCUGCUAGGAAUGAAGAUGCCUUAUAUAUCUGGACCUUUGGGGAUGUUCUAUAUUUAUAUCUACAUUUUCAAAAACAGCAACAUGAUCCAAAUAUCAGCCCUGUUGUUGUCCCUUCUGUCCCUCACAGUGCUCAUUCUGACAAAAGAGCUGAAUGAGAAGUAUAAGAAUCAGAUCAAGUUUAUUAUUCCUAUUGACCUGAUACUAAUCACGGUCACCUCCCUUGCUUGUUAUUUUGCCAAUAUGGAAGAGGAUUAUGGCAUUGAAGUAAUCGGAUAUAUUCCAAAAGGAAUUCCUCUUCCUCAGGCCCCAGAGAUGGAUGUUCUACAGCAGGUUGUGGUGGAAGCCUUCAGUGUUGCAUUGGUUGGAUACACAGUUUCCAUAUUUCUUGCCUAUAAUUCAGCCAAAAGAUUUAAAUAUUCUGUUUCUGAAAAUCAGGAGCUCUUUGCCCAUGGACUCAGCAAUAUCAUUCCAUCAUUUGUCUUCUGUAUACCAAAUGCAGGAGCACCAGCCCGGACAUUUUUCUUAUAUAGCCAUGGCGCACAGACACAGGUCAGCACUCACAGGAUUUUAUUUAUUUAUUUUAAUAUAUUAGGGUUCGCUUUAGGUCGGUCAUUCACUCGGCUGCCUAUGUGCAUUUUGGCUAGUCUCAUUGUUGUUGGAUUGAAAGGAAUGCUCAGACAGUUCCAAGAUUUGAAGAAAUACUGGAAUGUUGAUAAAUUUGAUUGGUUAAUAUGGAUUUGCACCUACCUGGUAACAAUAUGCUUUGCUGCAAAUAUUGGUUUGCUGUUUGGUGUUGUCUUUAAUAUCGCAGUAGGAGUAUUUAGAUUAACCAGAGCAAAGACGCUUCAGCUCAUACAUCUAGAUGAAGAUUUUAGCUCAGUGAGUGAAGAAGAAAACUCCUCGUAUUUCUGUGACUUUAAAGUCAUAUCUAUUGAUUCACCACUGUUAUUUCUCACUGCCAAGAAAUUCUGCAAUGAUAUUCUGAAACUGAAUCAGAGUAUAAGAACAAGAAGAAAGCCCCAUCAGAUGUUCUUAGUCUUCCAGGAUGAUGAUGCCCAAUUUGCUGUGAACUAA
This is a messenger RNA of Nanorana parkeri, 1669 nucleotides long. RefSeq names its product solute carrier family 26 member 7 (gene SLC26A7). Gene Ontology annotation, molecular function: chloride transmembrane transporter activity; oxalate transmembrane transporter activity; sulfate transmembrane transporter activity. The transcript has 16 exons. Lineage: Eukaryota; Metazoa; Chordata; Amphibia; Anura; Dicroglossidae. The record is from RefSeq and is a predicted model, not a curated record. The coding region runs from base 5 to 1669 and encodes 554 amino acids. Gene Ontology annotation, biological process: transmembrane transport. Gene Ontology annotation, cellular component: membrane.